AUGCUCCCAUUAGGCAUAGAGAAGAUUCUGGGUUUGGACUUUAAAUCCUCAGCAAUAUUCUACCCUAUGUACUCCGUAAGGUUUGACGUGGAGACAACAGACGGCGCAACGUUACAUGCCAGCCUUGUUCCAGGCAAGUUUCCUAGGCAUUUUAAUGAUAACAUACCGAUCGGUCCAAAAGAUGCAGGAAAUGAAUAUGUCAUGUAUUGGCCAGAGCUGCGCAGCCAGUCCAAAUAG
Messenger RNA from Paracoccidioides brasiliensis Pb18, 237 nucleotides. RefSeq lists its product as uncharacterized. The record is from RefSeq and is a predicted model, not a curated record. The transcript has a single exon. The coding region runs from base 1 to 237 and encodes 78 amino acids.